Molecule: messenger RNA, 1170 nt
Organism: Trypanosoma cruzi
Lineage: Eukaryota; Euglenozoa; Kinetoplastea; Trypanosomatida; Trypanosomatidae
Exons: 1
Coding region: 1-1170 (389 amino acids)
Source: RefSeq, a predicted model, not a curated record
AUGCCUGUUUGGCGGAGGAGAAAAACGACGGCUGCUGCAGUUCCGUUGGGAUCGGGAAGUGACUCUGAGUCCACAUCGGAUGAUCAGCAUGCGUACUCGAGCUCGGUCUCGGAGUUCUCGUGCUCUGAGGCCCCGUCUCAGUGCGGGCGGCAGAUGCCACCCCGUCGACCGCGUAGCGUGACGUCCUUCCCGACAUCCGGUGCCGGUGGCCCUUUCAAUUUAGCGCUUUUGCCGUCGUCACGGAAUGGGACUCUCCGUUCAUUUAUGUUGUCACCCUGUCGGUUUGCAAGAACGCAGUCCAAUCCUCUGUUUGCAGGCGCCUCUUGGGAACAUGAUUCUGCCCGCAACGCCUCUUUGCAGGAAAUCCCCGUUCCAAGACGGUUACUUCCACGACAACGACAAAGAGAGACGAUGCGUAUGCUCAUUAUUGGUGCCCCACAGGUUGGGAAAUCUUCUUUAGUAAACAGUUACCGUGCAGCAGUGACAAACAAUACAAAGUGGCCUGCCGCACCGGUGGGUAUUUGCGGUUUUUGUGGAACCACUACCGUUGAUCCCUUCCCUAAUCAUCCCUCAGAGCCGACGUGGUUGUGCAUCGACACGCCGGGGAGGUUCUACGACGCCAGUAGUCAGCAACUCCUCCAAAAACUUUUUUUGGGAGUGCCGUGGAAAACACGACUCGCUGGCAAGGAUGCCCUGCGUCUGGAGGAGAUUGAAAGGCUUCCCGUGGUUUCUGAAAACAGUGCUCAUCAGUGCAUUGUGGUUGUUUCCGCUAUAGAUUUGAUAAAAGACAAUGGUUGGAUGAAUGUUUUCUUUUGGAAAUCACGUUACGAAUCAGCUCCUGAUGCCGACGGUGUUGUCAUGAACCUUCAGGGUCUUAUUUCCUCUGUGCGCUCAUUUUUACACGAUGCUUCGCCAUUUGUUGUGAUAUCCAAGAUGGAUCUCGUCGGAGGUGCUGGAAAUGCGGCGGCUCGACGGGCCAUAUCGUCCAUGUUAGCGCGCUGCAUUCCACUGAAUCGCUUGUACUUUUGUGCAUCCCCAAAUGAUGAAUCUUCGUAUGAGACCAAACGCCCUCACACAGUGGAUUUGGAUACUCGAGUGAGCCUAAUUCGGUUACACGAGGAUUUGUCGUUGGCUUUCCGCUGGAGGAGAACUAUUGAGGAAGACGCAUGA